Lathyrus oleraceus (garden pea) is the source of this 1410-nucleotide messenger RNA. RefSeq names its product GDSL esterase/lipase At2g42990. The record is from RefSeq and is a predicted model, not a curated record. The transcript is spliced from 3 exons. NCBI's taxonomy places the organism in Eukaryota, Viridiplantae, Streptophyta, Magnoliopsida, Fabales, Fabaceae. Bases 70 to 1128 code for a protein of 352 amino acids. Gene Ontology annotation, molecular function: hydrolase activity, acting on ester bonds.
UGUGGAAGCCAGAAUAGCAUCUCCAAAUAGAAAUAAAACCAAAGAUUUACACAGUCAUUAUUAUAUAUCAUGAGGCUUAUAUACAUUUGCGUACUAUGGGCAAUAUUAAUAACCCAUGUUAUCUUGGUGGCUUGUAAAACUAGAAAUAAUGUACCAGCAGUAAUUGUGUUUGGUGAUUCUUCUGUUGAUUCUGGAAACAAUAAUAAGAUAGCAACACUUCUCAAGAGCAACUUUAAACCUUAUGGCCGCGACUUCGAAGGCGGCCGCCCCACCGGACGGUUUUGUAACGGCCGCGUUCCACCGGACUUCAUCGCCGAGGCUUUUGGUGUUAAGAAGAAUAUACCAGCAUAUUUGGAUCCUGCUUAUAACAUUGAUGAUUUUGUUACUGGUGUUUGCUUUGCUUCUGCUGGAACUGGAUAUGAUAAUGCAACUUCUGAUGUACUUAAUGUGAUACCACUAUGGAAGGAAAUAGAGUUCUACAAAGAGUAUCAAGCAAAACUAAGAGCCCAUGUUGGUGAAGAGAAAGCAAAUGAAAUCAUAAGUGAAUCAUUAUACCUAAUAAGCUUAGGAACCAAUGAUUUUCUAGAAAACUACUAUAUUUUCCCAACAAGACAACUUCAUUUUACAGUGUCACAAUACCAAGAUUUUCUAGUGGAUAUUGCGGAAAAAUUUGUGAGAAAACUGCACUCACUUGGUGCUAGGAAACUAUCCAUAACUGGUCUUGUUCCUAUAGGGUGUCUGCCAUUAGAGAGGGCUACAAAUAUUUUUGGUGAUCAUGGUUGCAAUAAGAAAUAUAAUAAAGUGGCUUUACAAUUUAAUGCAAAGUUGGAGAAAAUGAUUUAUAAGGUGAAUAAGGAGCUUCCUCAAUUGAAGGCUUUGUCGGCAAAUGCUUAUGAUAUUGUUUUUGAUAUCAUUGCAAGACCUUCCUUCUAUGGAUUUGAGGUGACAGAGAAGGCAUGUUGUUCAACUGGAACAUUUGAGAUGAGCUACUUAUGCAGUGACAAGAAUCCACUAACAUGCAAAGAUGCAAACAAGUAUGUGUUUUGGGAUGCUUUUCAUCCUACUGAGAAGACAAACCGUAUUGCCGCAAAUUAUUUGAUCCCUAAACUUCUAGCAGCUUUUAGAUGAUCCAUUCAUUCCCUUCUAGACUAUCUUAUGUUCAAAUAUUAUUGCACAAUGCUCAAAAGAACAAUCCAACUAUAUGCCAAAUUGAAGGACUAUGAGAUGUGCAAAUGAUCACUGUUUUAGAAGCGGCAGCAAAUCAAGUGCUGAGGUUUUGUGGUAUGGUGCAUGGAAUAAUCCUUUAUUUUGUGGAAGUUGUUAGAAGUUGUUAUUUUCUUGUAGUCUCUUUUUAAGCAUUGUAUUUCUUCCAUUUUGGAUUAUGAAUGAAUUUACAAUCAGUUCCUCUUC